AUGACAGUGGCCCAGACAGAAGAAAGUCAAGGACAGCACUUGGAGGAGUCAACUGUACAAGAAAUUCCGCCUGAUGCUGAUUUCAUUGAACGUUUUCUGAUUCUUAAUCGGAAAUAUAUUGCCUUCAUCUUCCCAAUCAUCGUCAUGCAGACUUUGUGGUGGGUGACAGCAGUUCGAUAUGACUGGUUGUCCUUGUACGAGACGCGUUGGCAAAUGCCGUUGAUUAUGAUCCUAGGAGCUCUUGUUGCAGGGAUGACCUCAGAAGGAGGAGGUGCAGUAGCGUUUCCAUUCAUGACACUUGGACUUCACAUUGACCCAAUUACAGCCAGAGAUUUUUCGCUGCUCAUGCAGUCAGUAGGUAUGAUGUGCGCCAUGUUCGCCAUUAUCUUCAUGAAAGUACAAAUCGAACAACGUGCCGUACUAUUUGGGACAAUUGGCUCCAUUCCAGGUCUCAUAAUUGGCUUCAAAUAUUUUGAUCCAUUAUUCGAUGCCGCUCAAAAGAAGAUGCUUUUCGUCUCGAUUUGGGCUUCAUUUGCAAUAGCUUUAUUUAUCCUAAAUUCACAAAAGAAACGGAAAACCUACAAAAAGAUUCCGGAUUUCGUGCCAUGGAAAGCUUUUGUUCUGAUAGCCACGGGUUUUGUUGGAGGGAUUUUCACAGCUUUCGCCGGAUCUGGUGUUGAUAUAUGUGUCUUCUCUAUAACAACAUUGCUGUUCAGAAUAACUGAGAAAACGGCCACUCCGACAACAGUGGUGUUGAUGGGAAUCAACUCAAUGGUAGGGGGCUACUAUCGACUGGUUUUGGAAGGUGACGUACCGAGCCUGGCUCUAGACUACCUCAAAGUUUCCAUACCGGUUGGCGUGACGCUAGCUCCAUUUGGUAGCUUUCUCGGAUCUCACUUUCAUCGACAGGUAAUGGCAUGUUUCAUAUACGUCCUCGAAGCCCUCUCCGUCAUUGGUUUCCUGAUUACACGACCAGAAUUGACCUUGAGUAAGUGA
Haemonchus placei is the source of this 996-nucleotide messenger RNA. The record is from the annotation of a GenBank genome assembly. Lineage: Eukaryota; Metazoa; Nematoda; Chromadorea; Rhabditida; Trichostrongylidae.